AUGUCCGUCGACUUCAACACUUUGGCUCAAAACUUUACUCAAUUUUACUAUAACCAAUUUGAUACCGAUAGAAGUCAAUUGGGUAACUUAUACAGAAAUGAAUCUAUGUUGACUUUCGAAACAAGUCAAUUACAAGGUGCCAAAGACAUUGUUGAAAAAUUGGUUUCUCUGCCAUUCCAAAAAGUUCAACAUCGCAUCACCACUUUAGAUGCUCAACCGGCCUCUCCCAACGGUGAUGUCUUGGUUAUGAUCACUGGUGAUCUACUGAUCGACGAUGAACAAAACGCACAACGUUUUUCUCAAGUUUUCCAUUUGAUUCCUGACGGAAACUCUUACUAUGUGUUCAAUGAUAUCUUCCGUUUGAACUACUCCGCUUAA
Saccharomyces eubayanus is the source of this 378-nucleotide messenger RNA. RefSeq names its product Ran GTPase-binding protein NTF2 (gene NTF2). Gene Ontology annotation, biological process: protein import into nucleus. The record is from RefSeq and is a predicted model, not a curated record. Bases 1 to 378 code for a protein of 125 amino acids. The transcript has a single exon. Lineage: Eukaryota; Fungi; Ascomycota; Saccharomycetes; Saccharomycetales; Saccharomycetaceae. Gene Ontology annotation, cellular component: nuclear pore central transport channel.